Messenger RNA from Cucumis sativus (cucumber), 1764 nucleotides. Its product is annotated as meiotic recombination protein SPO11-1-like. Gene Ontology annotation, cellular component: nuclear chromosome. The transcript is spliced from 16 exons. Gene Ontology annotation, biological process: meiotic DNA double-strand break processing; meiotic DNA double-strand break formation; reciprocal meiotic recombination. Bases 214 to 1410 code for a protein of 398 amino acids. NCBI's taxonomy places the organism in Eukaryota, Viridiplantae, Streptophyta, Magnoliopsida, Cucurbitales, Cucurbitaceae. The record is from RefSeq and is a predicted model, not a curated record. Gene Ontology annotation, molecular function: ATP binding; DNA topoisomerase type II (double strand cut, ATP-hydrolyzing) activity; DNA binding.
GCAAAGCAAGUAGGAACUCAACAAAUACCUGAGGUGAAGAAGAAAGAAAAGGAGUACAUCAAAUUAAAGAGGGGUGACGACGUGGAACUUGGAAUGGCAAGAAAACUGAUAACGAUUUCUAUAAAAGGAUAGUAUGUUAAAACCUCUAUUUUAAAUGUUUGUGCAUGAGCAUGAUUGUUAGUGGUUAAAUGAACAUAUUCUCAUAAUUGUCUCAUGGUUAGGUGGAUUGCUUAUGAAGUUAAAAAUCAAGAAUUGACGUCAGAGAAUGCUUAUUUAAAGACAUUGACCAGUAAAUGCAGGCCACUUCAAAACCAAUCGCAUCGAAGAAAAAUGGAGGGAAACCGAGGAAGCUUGGAGAGAAUUGAAGUAAUGAGAAAAAUCACAGAGCUAACGAGAUCUAUGAUCGUCGAACUGAGCAAUGGAAGCUCCAGGAUGAUCGCCAUCGAUCGAUUCAAAAGUUACUGCUCCAAUUCCCUUGAAAACUGUUGUUGUAGGUUCAAUUUAUCUGAAGGGAAGGAUGUUCUAACACUUCAAAGGGAAAGCCACGUCCGUAGACUAGAUGUCUUGCUUAGAGUUCUACUCAUAAUUCAGCAGCUUCUGGGAGAAAAUAGACAUAGCUCAAAGAGAGAUAUAUAUUAUAUGCAUCCCUCUAUAUUUACAGAUCAGUCAGUUGUUGACCGGGCAAUCAACGACAUCUGCAUUCUUUUGCAAUGUAGCCGGCAUAAUCUGAAUGUGGUUUCUGUUGGUAAUGGGUUGGUGAUGGGUUGGUUGAGAUUCUCAGAAGCUGGCAGAAGAUUUGAUUGCUUGAAGAAGCCUAACAGUGCCCACUUUAUUCCUGUUCAAGUUGAAGAAGUUAUAGAUAUUACUAGUGCUGCAGAUUACAUACUCGUUGUAGAGAAAGAAUCAGUUUUUCAGCGUUUAGCAAAUGACCGGUUCUGCAGCAGAAACCGGUGCAUUGUAAUCACGGGACGUGGAUAUCCAGAUGUUCCCAGUAGAAGGUUUUUGCGGCUUCUCGUUGAUGUUUUGGCAUUGCCUGCAUUUUGUUUGGUAGAUUGUGAUCCAUACGGUUUUGACAUUCUGACGACAUAUCGUUUCGGUUCUAUGCAAAUGGCCUACGAUGCAAAGUAUCUCAAAAUCCCACAACUACGAUGGCUUGGAGCUUUUGCUUCAGAUUUUGAGAAAUACAAUCUGCCAGAACAAUGUCUCAUCCCAUUGACUUUCAAGGGUGCGGGAUCUCUCAUGCAGGCACACCGCGCACACACACGCACACACACGCACACUGCAUUUUCAAAUGUUAUUUUCUGUAUUUCUGAUAUGUUGAAGGUCAUGUUUAACCUGUCAGACAAGAGUAGAACUGAAGCCUUGUUACAAAGAUGCUACUUGCGUAGAGAGGUACAACAUUGGAGGUGAGAGUGGUCAUGCUGCUGCCAUCUAUCCAGUUGGUCCGGCAUGGUGAGGUGAGGAAUAAAAUAAGUGAAUUGUUUGAGCCGUUACCAAAUCGUUUUCAACCGUUGGUAGAAGUGCACAUAAGUCAAGUUGGGCUGGGUUGGAGAAAAAUUGUAGACCAAUCCAAAGUAUCCAGGUUGUCAUAAAAUGAACCCUAUCGAUUUAAUAUGCAAGGAUCAAUCCAAUCCAAUCCAAUCCAACCCAACCCGACUCAAGAAAUCUGGGUUGGGUUGGCGAGAAUUUUUUUUUUAAUCUCUCCGUAAUGUAAACUAAUUUUCAUUUUUAAAAGUCGAUGAAGAUUUCAAAGUUCAAAGUUCA